GACCGUCUGAGCGCGCAAACACGCACACGGCCAUCCCUCUUUCCUCUCGCGCACGCCUACAAACGCACGGACACGCGCAGUCACGCACAAACACUUUUUGUCGGACCCGAGAGGAGAGAGAGGAGAGGAGAGGAAGAGUGAGCCCCCUUGUCUCUGUCUGGUUCUCUUGUCCACCAAUGCGCGGAUUUUAUCCUUCCUCCUGGAGACAGGACCGGGAAGCCAGCAGCUGGACCAGACUGGAGCAUGUAAAGUGAUUCUGUUCGGCGAAGUGCAGCAGAACCAGAACAGAAAGAGGAGAAGAGAUGGAUGAACGGAGUUAUUGUCGCGCUUUGCCGACAGCUUUUCUCUGCGUGGUACUUUUGGGAUUUACUGAAGGGCAGUUCUUCCCAGGUGGCUGCACUUUUGAGGAGUCUUACAGCAGCUGUGGGUACAGCGUGUCUUUAGGAACCAACGGAUUUACUUGGGAACAGGUCAACUCCUGGGAAAAACCCACCAUGGAUCCCGCCCUGCCCACUGGCUCGUUUAUGGUAGUGAAUGCAUCGGGCCGUGCGUCAGGACAGAAGGCUCACCUGUACAUGCCCACCCUGAAGGAGAACGACACCCACUGCAUCGACUUCCUGUACUCUCUGUCCAGUCGCGACGGGGCAAGCCCAGGAACUUUAAACGUCUACAUCAAGGUGAAUGGAGGCGCUCAAGGUAACCCGGUGUGGAACGCAUCGGAUACCGUCACCGAAGGCUGGGUCAAGGCUGAACUCGCCAUUUCCACAUUCUGGAGAUCAUGGCCUCCCAGUCACCCGGCUGACUUCAUGUCACCCUCUCAGUCUUUUUUAAGUGCAUGUGUAAUAUUCGAGGCGGUUUCGGUCCAAGGCCACCCAGGUUUCAUCGCCAUCGAUGACAUACGAGUUCUCGCUCAUCCUUGCCGUAAAGCUCCUCAUUUCCUGCGGCUGCAAAAUGUGGAGGUGAACGUGGGACAAAAUGCCACGUUCCAGUGCACUGCUGGAGGGAAAUGGUCUCAGCAUGAUAAACUCUGGCUGCAGCAGUGGAACGGAAAAGAUACGGCGCUGAUGGUGACCAGGGUGGUCAACCACCGCCGCUUCUCUGCGACGGUGAGCGUUGGUGACACGUCGCAGCGGAGCACCAGCCGCUACCGCUGCGUCAUCCGAUCUGAUGGCGGAUCCGGAGUUUCCAACUACGCCGACUUGAUCGUUAAAG
This is a messenger RNA of Poeciliopsis prolifica (blackstripe livebearer), 1212 nucleotides long. RefSeq names its product receptor-type tyrosine-protein phosphatase T-like. Gene Ontology annotation, cellular component: membrane. The annotation marks the transcript as partial. The transcript has 8 exons. The record is from RefSeq and is a predicted model, not a curated record. Lineage: Eukaryota; Metazoa; Chordata; Actinopteri; Cyprinodontiformes; Poeciliidae.